GCAAUGACAUGAUCAGCAAAAAUAAACAAAAAUUAUUUUAAAACUAAUUGUCAACAAUCAAAUGGCGGCCGGUCAAAGCAACGAGAAAGAUCAUCAGCAGUAUAAGGACUCAAUAGUAGACGCAGUUUUAAAGGGAAAGGCAUCAAAUGGAUACUUUCCUGAAUUUGUCGAUGAAGAAAGAGCGAGAGCGCAUUCAAUGCUGGAUACGAUAAUCAGGGACAUGAGCACCCAGCUGCAGAUACUUCAGAAUUCAUUGGAACCUCUUCCCGAUUGGUAUGUGCUGCAGGCGAAUGGUGAACAUGCUACGCGAGUGUUGGAUGCCACUUAUAGAUCCGUCGAGCCAGUUCAGCCAGUCGCAGCGGAUAAUCUGAGUUACUCUGAGGCUAGAUCAACCUCGACCUCCAGAUCAGGCUCAAGGCCGAACUCCUGCCAUGGCACCGACUCAGCGCAAAGUAUAGCAGUUGAACUCUUUAGACUGUACCCCGAGUUUGACGUGGAGACGAUCGAGGAUACCAUUGUUGGCAUGAAGAUCGAGGAUUAUGAUGAAGCCAAGAGUAAAGUUAUAAAACAACUGGAAACUUUUCGAAAAGAACAGUACUCAGAGGUGGAGACUACAAGAUACAGUCAGCCGAUAGGUUUUGGACAGAGCUCAUCCGCUGAGUAUGUACCUGCUUUCGGCAGUCAAUCAAGACCAGACUGGCAGCAAUCUUCCUUCGAACCAACACAGAGUACCUCUUUUUUCGAAACGCCCUUUGCACCGCCUCCUGGGGAGAAGCCAAAAAGUGUCGAAGACGAAAAGGAUUUUGUGCUAAUAUCGCGAGAAGAAGAACGUCUUGAAGCUCUUGAGGAGUCGACACAAAGAUUCUAUAAAGACGCCAAGCAUCUCAUGGAACACGUGCGACAACCAGAUCAUGGUUUAGAUCAAGGUGAUAAUGAACCCCUUUUGGAGGAGUAUCUGGAUUGUUUGAACCAGGAAGAGGAACUUAAAGACCAGAUCGAACGCCUUGAACGACUGGUUUUGUCCACAUCAAAUCAGGGUGAUGAAUAUUGUGGUUUCAGCCCGUGAAAUUCACCUGUUUUUCUUUACUGAUUCCGCCCAAAUCGAUUCUCGAUAUUGGUUGGCUGAAAAUUAUAUGCGUAUGCUAAAGCGUUCAGUUAGUAAAUGAUGAGCUGUUAAGGUUUUUCGGGCGGAAUAAGCAAAAAAAAACUUUUUCUCUAUUAUAACCUCAUACUGGACAGUGAUGAAUAUUUCGUUAAACAUUUAGUUGAAAAAUUGUGUUGCACUUUUUAAGCUGUAAAUAGUGCUCGGGAUAAGCUUUUAGCUUCUGUGUAAUAAUCUUUGAAUUUUGACUGUAGUUAGAUUUUAAAUAUUUGUUGAA
Messenger RNA from Symsagittifera roscoffensis, 1379 nucleotides. RefSeq lists its product as uncharacterized. The transcript has 5 exons. The record is from RefSeq and is a predicted model, not a curated record. Bases 62 to 1066 code for a protein of 334 amino acids. Lineage: Eukaryota; Metazoa; Xenacoelomorpha; Acoela; Convolutidae.